AUGAACAGACGAUCAACAUCGAAAGAAACUUAUUCUUCAACAGUGUCAGGAAAAGUAUUCAUAGACCCUGACAAACAGAAGCUUUACGAAAAACAAAGAGAAGCCAUUUAUGCCCUCAACGCUAUUGCCAGAGAUAGAGAGCUCGCUGAGUUUCAAAAAUUCAUGAACUCUCAAGACGAACGUUCCAAAGAAAAACCUGUUGGCAUGUAA
Messenger RNA from Oikopleura dioica, 210 nucleotides. The record is from the annotation of a GenBank genome assembly. Lineage: Eukaryota; Metazoa; Chordata; Appendicularia; Copelata; Oikopleuridae.